This is a messenger RNA of Zophobas morio, 5664 nucleotides long. RefSeq lists its product as uncharacterized. Gene Ontology annotation, biological process: DNA integration. The transcript is spliced from 10 exons. Gene Ontology annotation, molecular function: nucleic acid binding. The coding region runs from base 1 to 5664 and encodes 1887 amino acids. Lineage: Eukaryota; Metazoa; Arthropoda; Insecta; Coleoptera; Tenebrionidae. The record is from RefSeq and is a predicted model, not a curated record.
AUGUCAGAACUGGAGAUUUUACCAUACUCGACCGAUAUCGGGUUUCGCUUCGGGUCGUACCGCCCUCAACCCUCGAGGGGCAAUCUGGCCACUCGAGACAUAUGUGCCUUUAUCCACUGCGUAUUUCUUUACUGCGAACUCAUACCGACGGAUAGUAACAAACAAAAAAUGGUCCUUCGAGCCGGAUCGCGACGACGACGCCAAAACAGGGAACAACUGGUGCCGAGCUUACGACGCCACGACGCCCAGGAAGUUCAACGGAUCGAGCCCUCUGCGGUGACGACAUCCUCUUCAGCAGUUUACACGGACAUCGACGUCCACCCCAUCCACUCGUCCAACCAGGACGCGGCAGCAAAAGAAGUACUGGUGCCGAGCAUUCAACGCCACGACGCCCAGAACGCCCGACGGAUCGAGCCCCCCGUGGUGACGACAUCCCUGCGGAAGCUGCACAUAAUCACUGAAACCACCCUUGUCCACGCGACAAACCACAGGACGCCACAACAAAGGACAGCACAAGAUCAACUUGAAUUAUUAACAAUUGAAAAUGAUGCCGAUCCCGCCGAGCCAGACGAAAACGAGCGAUUUGAAUAUGAAAACCGUUACUACGAAUUAUGUUCAAAGGCGGAAGAAUUAAUCGAUAAGUUUACAAUUAAGCCAUCUAGUAGUUCUACCGAUAUUAAAUUGCCCACUAUCGAGUUACCUCAUUUUGACGGGGAAUAUACAAGUUGGACGGCCUUUUACGAUAGUUUCCGUACCCUUAUUCAUGAAAACACCAACUUAGAAAAAAUACAAAAAUUGCAUUAUUUGCGUUCCUGCCUUGGGGACGAACCAAAACGAAUUAUUGAUAAUCUAUCUAUAUCCGCUCAAAGUUAUGACACUGCUUGGCGAUUACUCAAAGAGCGUUAUCAUAGUAAGCGCUUAAUUGUUCACAAUCACAUCCACGGCCUUUUUAAUUUAACACAAGUUAACAAAUCUCCAAAUUCAUUGCGGACGCUUUUAGAUCAGUUAAAUGCAAAUUUAGAGUCGCUAAAAGCUCAAAAUUUAGAUGUAACUAAUUGGGAUCCAGUUCUUAUUUAUUUGGUGUCCACAAAAUUUGACUUUGUGACAAAACGGGAAUGGGAAUCAAAAUUAAAAAACAAUGAACUGCCAACGCUGAAGGAAAUGACGACCUUCAUAUCACAGCGUUGCCAAACACUUGAAUCAAUGGAAUUUUGCAACUCUUUCGAAGUAAAUUCGGAAAACCCGCGGUACAACUUCACAAAAUCUAAGUUUCCCGAAGUUAAACGUAAAUUAACGAUAUGUCCAAAGUGUAAACAAUCAUCCCAUUGUUUCGUACAACAAUGUACGGCUUUUUUACAACUUAGCAUCCAAGACCGCAUUAACGAAGUAAAAAGGCUAAAACUUUGCUUAAAUUGUUUACGCGAGGGCCACGACGCUAGAUCAUGUACCUCCCGGUAUUGUAGAACGUGUAAUGGCAGGCACCACACAUUACUACACUUACAAAAAAGGGAACCGCAAAGUGUAAAUAACCAUAGCUGUUCGACUGAAUUUAAGUCACUCACGUUGCUUUCCACAGCCGUAAUUAAAAUUAGGGACGGUAAUGGCCAGCUUCACAAAGUUAGAGCGCUUUUGGACAUCGGUAGUGAUAGUAAUUUUAUCACCGAUAAAUUAUGCCGACUGUUAAAACUAAAUUUAAAUAAAUGUCAGGUGUCUAUUGCUGGUAUAGGGCAAACUAGUACUACUCUCACUCGGGCUGCAAAGGUCUUUAUUAAAUCAAUUUGUGACAAUUAUUCAAACCCAAUCAGCUGUUUGGUACUGCCAGAAAUCACCAAUAAUUUACCAGUCGAAACAUUUGACCCUACACCAUUGCGAAUACCGGAUAAUUUAACUUUGGCGGAUCCUGAAUUUUAUAUAUCGGGCGAAAUAGACCUUUUAAUCGGAGCCGGACUAUUUUACGACAUUUUGAGAGAAGGGCGUAUAAAAUUACAAAACAACAUUACUUAUGUACAGAACAGCUGCUUUGGGUGGCUAGUGGGCGGCCCAUAUACAAAUGUGGGUCUGCAGUGUCAAGGGCCAAGAGAAAAUUCCUGCCUCUUAAGCACCAACAGUCUGGAGCACCAGAUGUCAAAAUUCUGGGAAUUGGAGGGCAUGGAUAAUAACGUAAAUUUCACCACUGACGACGAAGCCUGCGAAAUUUCAUUCGUCACUACAACUAAAAGGGACCCAGAUGGUCGGUUUUUAGUAGCGCUUCCCGUUAAAACAAGACCUCUGGAUAUUGGCCAAUCAAAAAGAACCGCAAUAAACCAAUUUAAAAGCCUUGAAGGUAAAUUCGGACGAAACCACGGUUUAAGGGACGAGUAUAACAAAUUUCUAGGGGAAUAUCUUGCGUUAAAUCACAUGGAAAGGGUUACAGUUCCGGACGAUCCUUCCAUUCAGUGUGUUUACUUACCCCACCAUCCCGUUAUUAAAGAAACGAGUCUUACCACCAAAACUCGAGUUGUUUUUAAUGCUAGUUCCCGGACAAGUAAUGGGCAGAGCUUAAACGACAACUUAAUGACAGGGCCUAAUUUGCAAGCAGAUUUGUUCUCGAUUAUAGUUAGAUGUCGCUUACACAAAUACGUACUAUCAGCUGAUCUUUCAAAAAUGUUUAGACAAAUAUGGGUACGACCUGAAGAUCGGGAUUUACUUCGUAUCGCGUAUAGAUUUGAUCAGACGGAACCGAUACAAGCAAGUGCGGACUACCCACAAGCUGCAAAAACGAUUUUGAAUUCGUUCUACAUGGAUGAUUUGUUAGUCGGGGUGGAUAACGUAGACGAAGGUAUCAAGUUACGUGACGACCUAAACAAUAUUUUAAAGGGCGGAGGUUUUGAACUUUACAAGUGGGCCUCGAAUGAAACUAAGCUUUUACCAAACCAGGAUAGUGAAAAUAAUACCGCAGUUGUUAGAUUGGACAGUAAUUUUGAAACCAAAGCACUAGGUCUAACUUGGAAUUGUCAAAGGGACUUAUUCAAAUACCAAUUGGCCGCGAUUAAACUGCCUAAGGUGGCCACGAAACGCAACGUUUUAUCAAUUAUUGCUAAAAUUUUUGACCCUUUAGGCCUCUUAAGCCCAAUGUUAAUAGUAGCAAAGAUCUUAUUACAAAAAUUGUGGCAACUUAAAUUAAACUGGGAUGAACCGAUACCAUCUGAAUUAAGCGAAACCUUUCACCAUUUUUGCGCAAAUUUACACCGAAUCGACGAAUUUGUAAUUCCGCGAUGUAUUAAUUACUUUUCUCCGCAAAUUCUAGAGUUACAUGGAUUUUGUGACACUAGUAAAGAAGCUUAUGGGGCCGCGAUUUAUGUAGUUGCCGUUGGUGAAAACAAGCAACGACAAAUAAAUUUACUUUGUUCAAAAUCUCGUGUUGCUCCACUUAAACCAACAACAAUUCCGCGACUGGAACUAUGCGCGGCGGUUCUUCUCGCAAAACUUACAGUGAAGAUUAUUAACACGUUGGAUAUAUGCGUUGGGAAGAUUUAUUUGUGGUCAGACUCUAUGAUAACCCUAUCUUGGAUAGCAGCUGAGCCAAAAAGAUGGGAGCCCUUUGUCGCACACCGGGUGGCGGCAAUUCAGGAAAUGACAAAAAGGGAACAAUGGCACUAUGUAAAUAGUCAACAAAAUCCUGCAGAUAUAAUUACAAGGGGUAUGUGUCCUAGUGACCGGGAAAAAUUUAUUAUAUGGUUUCAUGGUCCAGCUUUUCUAUUAAAAGAUUCGUCACAUUGGCCUAAGCCUCCUAGUCAUGUAACAGAACUUCCGCCGGAAAGACGCAAUGUAACACUAGUGUCUCAAACACAACCAGAUUUAAACGUUUUCCAUCGAGUUAGCACUUACAAAAAAUUAAAACGAGUAUUAGCUUACUGUUAUCGAUUUAUACACAAUUGCACUCAUAAAACAGAUAAAUUAACGGGUGAAUUAAAGCUAAAUGAACUUCAAACUGCCGAAAAAUAUAUCAUUAAGUUUAUACAGAAGCAAGAAUUCGGUCAAGAAAUUAGUGACCUCAAAAACAAACACGUAUUAAGCAAACGCAGCAAAUUAACCCCGCUUAAUGUCUUUUUAGACGAAAAUGAGAUCCUUAGAGUGGGAGGUCGCCUAAGAAACGCGAACUUAGACUUUAAGGCCAAACAUCAAGUGGUACUACCAAAAAGCCACAUAAUUACAAAGUUAAUAAUACGCGACACACAUGGGGACACUCUCCAUGGUGGACCUCAGGCAACGUUGGCGGCGGUGAGGCAGUUGUUUUGGCCACUUUCUGGCAGAAGUAUUGUAAGAAAAAUAAUCCAUAAUUGCAUCAGGUGUCAAAGAGUAAAACCUAUUAGCUAUGAACAAUUAAUGGGUAAUUUGCCAGCCGACAGAGUAUCUCCUGCUAGGCCGUUUCAAAACUGCGGCAUCGAUUAUUGUGGGCCAAUAUUAAUUAAAGAAAGUCCGGGGCGAGGUAAACGAAACUUUAAAGCCUAUAUCGCCGUAUUCGUCUGUCUGGCUACAAAAGCGGUACAUUUAGAACUCGUACGCGACUAUUCCGCUCAAUGUUUUUUAAAUGCGUUAAAACGUAUGAUGGCACGACGCGGUAAAGUUGCACAUAUGUAUUCAGACAAUGGUUCUAACUUCGUCGGCGGAUAUCGGGAGCUCCAAGACCUCAAAAGGUUACUUGAAUCAACAGUUUUUCAAAAACGAGUCGUUAGCAACUUGGCCGACGAAGGGGUUACGUGGAAGUUUAUUCCACCAAAUUCUCCAUACGUUGGAGGAAUAUGGGAAGCGGCGGUCAAGUCAUUUAAAUACCACUUUAAACGGGUAGCGGGCACCACAGUUCUUACUGUGGAAGAGAUGAGUACCUUACUAACCCUUAUCGAAGCUAUUCUUAAUUCACGCCCCCUUGUUCCCAUGAGUAAUGACCCCGACGACCUGGACCCUCUGACGUCGGGACACUUUCUAAUCGGCACAUCCUUGACGGCACCACCGGAACCAAGCCUUCUACAUCUGCCGGAAAAUCGCCUCUCUCGAUGGCAAAGGGUUGAACAACUUCGCCAACUCUUCUGGGAAAGGUGGACGAGAGAAUAUCUAACAAGUCUCCAAACGCGGACUAAGUGGCGUCGCGAAAAUCCGAUCCCUCUUCAGGUAGGAGCAAUGGUUGUCCUUAAGAACGAAAAUAUCGCACCGCUACAAUGGAAAUUGGGUCGUAUUGUGGAAUUGCAUCCAGGAAGUGACAACAUUGUGCGGGUUGUGACUGUCAAAACAGGCACCGGAGUGACAAAACGCGCCGUCAAUCGUCUGUGUGUGUUACCCAUGGAAGACAGUGCGACGUGUACGGCCGGGCGGGAGGAUGUUUCGUUUCAUGCAGACUCGACCGAUAUCGGGUUUCGCUUCGGGUCGUACCGCCCUCAACCCUCGAGGGGCAAUCUGGCCACUCGAGACAUAUGUGCCUUUAUCCACUGCGUAUUUCUUUACUGCGAACUCAUACCGACGGAUAGUAACAAACAUUGUUCGCUACCAAUUAUCGUAGAUCCACAAAUUGCUUUCAUUGAUUUGCUUUGGCAGAGUGUUCCGUACUGCCCGAAAAUAGAUCUGAUUCAUGAUUUAGCAAUCAAGUGGAAGUCUCACGGUUCAUUAAAGAUGCAGUGGCAGUUGGGGUAA